UCUGUUGUGAUUAAAGAUGGCGGCAGCCUUUACUGCAGACUACGAAGGACUAUACUCGAUCCAUAAAAAAGCGGUGGGAGUUGUCUGCGAUUCAACACAACAGAACCAAGAACCUCACAGUAAGGUAAACCAGCAGGAACAAAUGGAUGGAAAAGACAAACUGUCAUGGCGACGUUCUGCUUUGGCCAGGCCUUCUUCUUUCAAGGUGAUGAGAGGGAAGCUGCCAUUACCGCAGCCCUGUGUGUUAAAACAUAAUGCUAUGGAAUCCUCAGUAAAUGGAUGUACUGCUGGAGGAUGUCUGAGGAAGACAGUCAAACUCAAGGAGUUUCUUUGCAGUGGAAUAAGUAGAGGUCUGGAUCUAAUAGUUGUGCAGUGUGGGCUCUGCGGGGACGUGGUUUAUGGAUGCUGGGACUAUGAGCAUAAGCGACAACAGGAACUACUUAGCAGACCUGGGAGGCAGCUUCACUGAGGAUGCUCCUAGACCUCCAGUUCCAGGGGAAGAAGGUGAGCUGGUGUGCAGUGAUGGGCGCCAGUACAGCAACUUCGGGUUCUCCUCCAAGAACGAGAGCCUCAAAUGUGAGUCGUCUGUGGCUACACCCAGGCGCCCUGACUUGGACCUUGGUUAUGAGCCGGAGGGAAGUGCCUCCCCUACUCCGCCUUACUUAAAGUGGGCCGAAUCUCUCCACUCCCUCCUGGAUGACCAAGAUGGCAUCCACCUGUUCAGGACGUUUCUCAAGCAGGAGGAGUGUGCGGACAUGUUGGACUUCUGGUUUGCGUGUAGUGGCUUCCGCAAACUCGAAGCCAAUGAGGGUAACGAGGAAAAGAAAGUCAAACUGGCAAAAGCCAUCUAUAAGAAAUACAUCCUGGACAACAAUGGGAUUGUUUCCCGACAGAUUAAACCGGCCACCAAGUCAUUCAUCAAAGACUGCGUCAUGAAACUUCACGUUGACCCUGCAAUGUUCGACCAGGCUCAGACUGAGAUACAGACUAUGAUGGAGGACAACACAUAUCCCUUGUUUCUGAAGUCUGACAUAUAUUUGGAAAACACGCGGACAGGUGGAGAGAGCCCUAAGCUGUUCAGCGAUCACAGCUCUCUUUCUGGGAACGGAAAGGGAUUGUCGGGUUAUUUACCGACUUUAAACGAAGACGAGGAGUGGAGAUGUGACCAGGAGCCAGAGGAGCAGCCCGAGUGUGACCCAACGCCGAGCAACCGGCUUACCCAGAAGCUGCUGAUGGAGACGGUCCCGCAGCGUGUUGCCAACAGCGGCAGAUUCCAGGACAGUCACGAGUACAGGUAA
Notothenia coriiceps (black rockcod) is the source of this 1298-nucleotide messenger RNA. RefSeq names its product axin-1-like. Bases 399 to 1298 code for a protein of 299 amino acids. Gene Ontology annotation, molecular function: beta-catenin binding; ubiquitin protein ligase binding; protein kinase binding. The transcript is spliced from 3 exons. Lineage: Eukaryota; Metazoa; Chordata; Actinopteri; Perciformes; Nototheniidae. Gene Ontology annotation, biological process: negative regulation of canonical Wnt signaling pathway; positive regulation of protein kinase activity; positive regulation of proteasomal ubiquitin-dependent protein catabolic process. Gene Ontology annotation, cellular component: nucleus; plasma membrane; beta-catenin destruction complex. The record is from RefSeq and is a predicted model, not a curated record.